Molecule: messenger RNA, 4236 nt
Organism: Polyodon spathula (Mississippi paddlefish)
Lineage: Eukaryota; Metazoa; Chordata; Actinopteri; Acipenseriformes; Polyodontidae
Product: protein FAM161B-like
Exons: 9
Coding region: 90-2117 (675 amino acids)
Biological process (GO): cilium organization
Cellular component (GO): cilium
Source: RefSeq, a predicted model, not a curated record
GAUCAAUGGAUGGUGAACGCGCUUUCAAUUUAGGGGAAACGAAAGAAUAAUAUUAAGGAUUAAUUCGUGAAUGUGAUAGCUGUUUAACAAUGCCCGUUUCCCAUUGCACGCCACUUUUCAGCAGAUCAAAAGUAACGUUUUCUCAAGAGAUCAAGUCGGACAGGAAAAACGGAGAUGUUUUGGAAGACGAUCUUUCAAGCUAUCAGCAUCAGGGAUUUCCUCCCAAAGACUCGUCAGAAUCUGAAGGAGAGGCGUCCGAUUCCAGGGUGAACCAAAUUGACCGAGGUGGGCUGCUAGAAUUUCUUCAGCAGGAGGAUGGCAGUGCUCUAUCAGACCAGCAGUUCUACCAGAGGCUCCAGAGCUUAAAGGAAGCACACCAGGAGAAGCUGAUGGAGACAAGCAAGCUCUUUCAGGGACGUCUGGAGCAAAGGAUACUGGAGGACUCCAUGCUGUCUGUGGAGACUGCAGGGAAUGUGAGGAAGACAGCUUUAAAUAAGGAUUUGGAGCAGUUCUUCUCCUCCAGUGGGAGACAGCACCUCAAAGCCAAUCCAAGCAAGUUGUCAGCUUCUAGGAAUGGAAGCCUGAGGAAAUCUUCCUCUCUGAGUGAGCUGAGCUCAAGAGAUAGCCAAGCUGACAGAGAAUCUUCUCCAUUUAAAGAGACACGGAGACCUAUGAGCACUUCUUCAGCCCAGGCGUCAUGUGUGACAAUCCCGCAGCCCUUCAACAUGACCCUCCGGGAAGCGCAAAAGAAAACUCGGCUUCCGAAAUCCAGAAUGUCCCUGGAUCUGAAGAAACAACUGGUGGAGAAGAGGGAGGCAGAGGAGGCUGAGUGUCAGAAACAGUUCAGAGCAAUGCCCAUCCCAGCACAUGUUUACCUGCCCCUGUUUGAUGAGAUCAAUGACAGCAGGGAGGAGCAGAGGAGGCUUAACCUGGACAGGAGGAAGGAAAUCCUGCUCUCCAUACAGAAGCCAUUCAGCUUUGCAGAGAGAGAAGAAAAAAAGAAGGAGCAAACAAGACAGAUGCUGAGAACAGCCCCCCCGAGCACACUGAGCGGAAACAUUAAACCCAAAGUGAAAAACAAAAUCCCCAAAUCAGUCCAGGAUCCAACAGUCAGUGACCAUUUAAAAGAGGAUGAACUGUACAGGAAGAUCAGAAUUCAGAUGAGGGCAACAGAUUUGCUUAAAUCAUCUUCAGCACCCAUUCAAGUACAGCCGCAGAAGAGGGAACUGGAUAAGAGCAGCGCUCUGAAAACUAAAAAGAAGACCCUGGGAUAUCUGGAUAAGGAACCCACAUUUCAGCCACGAACAAAUCCAGAGGUUCCCAACUUCGAGAGAUUAUACAGAGCAUUCCAGAAGGAGGCCAUGCGAAGGAAAGAACAGAUAGAGUCGACUAAAUGUAAACCAUUCCAGCUUCGCACUUCCAAUCUGCCACCAAGACAGAGCAGAUCCACUGAGAAUGCACAGCAAGAGUCACGUCCUGUGAUCAAGACACACUUAAAGAGAAGUCAGUCCUUCAAUGGGAUUCUCUCCCUUUCAACUGACACUCUCCCCACCUACAUCACAGACGCUGCAAGGAAACGCCAAGCUGCUAUCAGAAGCUCACUGGAACAGAAGGACAACAAGGAACAGGAGAGUGCUAAAUGGAUGAAGCAGCACAGAUUGAAAUCAGAAGCAAUGAAUAAAGCAGUAACUACACGGGCGAAAGCAAUGGAUACACAUAGGAGUCUAAAGGAUGUGUACAAGGAAAAAUUAAAGCAACACAGGCAGACUGACCAGCACAGGAUGAGGGAGUAUAAGAAAGAGCUGGAGGAGAUGAAGAACAGAAUACAUGAUAGGCCCUACCUGUUUGAACAGGUCACCAAGAGAAAUGCAAAGACUGAGGCAGAGCGUCGGUACCGAGACACACUGAAGCAGGUGGGGCUGAAUGAAGACUUUGUGAGGAAUGCUGGGGGAACGCCACUGUGUGUAUCUGAUGGUGAAGAAGAUCAGAGCAGUGAUAGCAAGACCCAAUACAGUACGUCUGACAGUGUGAUAAAUUCAGCGGAAAACCAAACAAAAGAAGAGCCAGAGAAUGAAGAGGCAGAGAAAACCAAUGAGGAAGAAAUGAUACAACUAUAAUUACAGCCAUGAGCACUUUGUAUAGUUCUUUGUUUAUAUACAGAAAUGUUUGUAUAUUACAAAGCUGCUAUUGUUUAUAGACAGUAUAUACAUAUGCUACAUAGAAUUUGUCUUAAUUUUAAAAAUGGAACCAUGCUGGACAAUGUGCGUGAAUUCUGAUUUAUGACAAAAAGUUUAAUUUGUUGUUAUGGUUGACUUUACUUUUAUUUUUUUCAAAUAGGUGUGUGAGCUACCUGAAAUAUUUAUAAUUUAAUAUUUUGAAGUAAGUGUUUGCAUCUGAAUUGAAACAAAUUUGUAUUAAUAAUGCUGCAUCAGUACUGUGUGUAAAUCAUUUGUUUUAAUGAGCACUACUUUUGGCACAUGGCUUUAUGUCAAUUUAUAUUUUGCAAUAUGCCAUUCUUAGAAAAGAAAAAGUUUCAUGCUUAUCAAUAGCCUUAAAAAGCUGUUUGUGUAGCACUGUAUUUGAAAUGUGGCUAGGCAAUCAUGCUUUUUCUAUGGGAAACAAAAAACAGCUGAGUUGAAAAUGCCCUCGAUAUAAAACACAGAUGAUAAUUUGAUUAGUUGUUGGCCAAAGAAAGUCCUUAUUGACUCACCUAUUAUGGAAUGACUUGAAUUAUUCUUAUAAAUCCAUACUGGUCGUGUUGGAUUAAAACUGAAAAUGUAAUUUUGGCGUCUCUGCCAUGUCAGUUUCUGUAACCACAUUCGGGGCUAUUGCUGACAAAGUGGUGCACUGGUGACCUGCCUUUGAAGGAGUGGACUAAAUUAACAUCUUUCAUUGACAUCCAUGCUGUUGGCAGUGGAUAAGUCAAGGGUCUUGGCAGACACUGGUGUAGACUAAAUCUGCCUGCAAUUACUGUAAAGAUUGGAUAAACAGGAAGCUAAAUAGAUAUGGCCUGGUGUGCCCCAUCAUUAUGGUGUAGAAUAUUACAGAUAAGUGUGGUCACAGCUUAGAGCAUUGUGAUUGCAUUGAAGAAUAACGUACAUUUAAAGCUUUCUUUUUUUCAUGAUCUCACUUACAUAUGCAUUUUGAUCUCUACAUAACCGAUUAUGGAUCUCUAUACAUAGACUGCAACAUAGCAAUUUAAUUUCACUGACGUAGAAGCCUUGGUGUGACAGGGCAGUGGCCCUGCACAUUAAAAUGUUUCCGUGGCUGGCAGCCCACCUUGGCUGAAGAAAAAGGGAACAGCCUGGAGCCAAGAUGGCCACCCUUUGCACAGUGGCGUGGUUUUAAAUGAGGCAACUGGUUCGCUGUGGUGUCUGUCUCUCAGGAGGUUGAUUGUCUGAUUGAUCAGCCCGAGAAUGCCAGGCAUGCAGUUCCUGGCUGGCUGAUCAAUCAGUCAAUUACAGUAGCAAUCCAGAGAAGUCAUCACACCAUUUAAAAAGAACAGAGAAAUGUUUGUUGGGGUGAAGGUGGAGAGUUAGUUUAGCAGAAGGACCGACAGCAGCAGGUUGCGCUUCUUGCCCUGUCUAUGCACAGAUAGCCGUAGAUGGGGUGUGGUUUUGUUUUGUAUGCUGUUUUGCAUUUGUCUGUUUGUUAGGAAUAAAAAUGCAGUGAACUGCAGUUUUCCAGGGGCUGUGUUUGCCAUGACAGCAACGCCACUUUACCAAAUGUGGUCAAGGCUGGCCAGCGUCAGAAAUCGCAAACACACACCCGGAAAACUGCAGUUUAGCGCUUUUGUACAUUUUUAUUUCUUUAGAAACCAAGCAAACACAUCCACAAGCAACAGCAUAAUUCAGAAACCAGCUUUUCUGUUCCCAAACAAAUGAAGUCCCCAUAAAGAAGUCAAUGUUUCCUUUUACAAAUGCCUUAAGAGGCUUGAAUAAAAUUCAAAUGACAAUUAAAAUAACAUCCUGGAAAGGUAAUAACUAAAACAUAAGAAUGGACAUACUCUUUUUUUAUUUUUUAUUAUUUGUAGCCUGUAACAUUAUGCAGCAUUUACUUUCCUCACGUAAACUCCUCCUGGCUAACAGGUAGCUAUGGAAGAAUUUAAGAGCGGACUCAUUUUUUGUCUUCUGAUUCAGCCCAGUGCUUCCAUCUUUGGGGAUUUCAGUUGUCCAGACCAAUGGAAAAGAUAUGCAGGAGGCAGCCAGGUUCUCUUAAUGUCUUCUCAGAUGCUUU